ACAAUUGGACCGACUUGGUGUUCAAGUAAAGAAAUAUAAUUGCCACUUUUCAGUUUUUCUUGUUUUUUUUUUUACUUCUUCUUUACUCAUUUAACAGCAACGGCUUGGUUGUUGUGCAUAGAGGCUGCCCUAUAUAAACCACAACAAGUUUCAACUUUUGAAGGGUUCCAUUUUUUCAACACCAAAUCUAUUCCAAACUCUGAUUUUAAACAGCACAUAUAAUGAAUCCAAAGGUGAAAGUGAGAGUCCCAGAGCAAGAAGAAGAACUUGUUCAUCCGGAAAACAAUAGUGGAACUUGGAUGUUUUCAAAGUUAAUUGAGUUACUAUACUUUAAAGAAGAGAAGAAUCAGAAUCAGAAUGAAUGUCCACCCUCAAUUUCCGAAAGCACAAAGGCUUGUACUCAACAUGUAAUAAUGAGAUCCACCCCUUCAACUAAAGGAUUAUUCAAGAGUAUCAAACGAGUUGGUGAGAGUCCAAAAGUAAAUGCAAGAGCUUGUUCUGUUAUACGCCCACGUGCAGUCUUAUCUAGUCCCGAAAAUGAUGGAUUAAUUGGAAGCAUAAAUGACUUGAACAACAGUGUAUCUUCAGCUCGCAGAAAGAACGAUGCAAAAGUGAAGAUAGAAGGCCAAGCUAAAGUUUUGUCUAUUCAGGUGAAGGAAGGAAAAUAUUCGGACAAGGAGGAAUGUGAGGCAUUCAACAAAGGCAAAACUCCUUCCAAAGUGCAUGUUAGAAACUUUUAAUAUUUAAGAGGCCAUGCUUGAAAGAAGAGACAUCAAAGAAGGUUCAUUGAGUUGGGCUUUUAUAAUUACAAUUUGAAAUAGGAAAUUCUUAUGAGAGUGAAGUUUUGGCCGAUCAUACAUGCCAGUGCUUCUUUAGAGUGUUCUGUAUUUUUAAAAAAUCUGACAAUUUGUAAUUUUGUGUGAAUUGACAAUAUCUUAACGAGUUUAAUUAUUUUCAACAGGAAACACUAGUUGUUUCUCUUUCUAUUA
Molecule: messenger RNA, 989 nt
Organism: Glycine soja
Lineage: Eukaryota; Viridiplantae; Streptophyta; Magnoliopsida; Fabales; Fabaceae
Exons: 5
Coding region: 222-740 (172 amino acids)
Source: RefSeq, a predicted model, not a curated record